ACGUUUGGCCUUUCCCUCCAGGGUCCCCCACCGCCUCCUGUGGUCCCUCCCCCGGCUCGGGCUCCUGACAUCACGGCCCGGGAGGCGGGCUCGGGAAGGAGGGAGCCGUGGGGAGGAGGCUCCGCGCCGCCGCCAGGGAGGAGGGAGGGAGCGCAGUCCCGGCCCAGAGCUUCAAAACAGCCCGGCGGCCUCGCCUCGCGCCCAGCCCGUGCAUCUGUCUGUCCAGCCGCCCGCGCCGCCGACUGCGCCCGCACGUCCUUCUCUGGGCUUCAGCGUGACACCUUGGCCCACCCUGCCCUGCGAACAUGUUGGUGCUUCUUUUCUUCAUCAUUGCCUUCCACAUCACCUCCGCAGCACUGCUGUUCAUUGCCACCAUCAAUAAUGCCUGGUGGGUAGGAGAAGACUUUUCUGUCGACAUCUGGAAGUUAUGCCUCAACAACAGCAGCAACACAAACUGUACAGAUAUCACUGCCGAAUUCGCAGAGUACUCCACGCUGCAGGCGGUGCAAGCUUCCAUGAUCCUUUCCACGGUCCUCUGCUGCGUCGCCUUCUUCAUCUUCCUCCUGCAGCUGUUCCGCCUCAAGCAGGGGGAGAGGUUCGUCCUGACCGCAGUCGUUCAGCUCAUGGCAUGUCUGUGUGUCAUGAUCGGGGCUUCCAUCUAUACUGACCGCCGCCAAGAUAUUCACAACAACAACUUUAUCUACGAGAAGACCUCAGAAGGCAGCUACGGCUACUCGUUCAUCCUGGCCUGGGUGUCCUUUUCCUUCACCUUGAUCAGCAGCCUCAUGUACACAAUCCUGCGGAAGCGCAAGUAGAGUGGGGGGAGCCUGCUCACUGCAACACCAAAUCCACACCAGAUAACCAUUUUGUAUAUAAUCAUUUUUUGUGGUUUUUCUAGCAAACGUAUUGUUUCCUUUAGAAGUCAAAAGGAAAAAAAAAAAAAAAGUGGAGAGAGUUUUUGCAUUUUUGAGAUCAGAGAAUAGGCUGGUAUUCAGAACUCCUGCCCACCCAAAAGUCUCGGCAAGACAAAGGCAUAAUCCAGAGAGUGCUGGGCAGCACAUUUCUUAAUCUUGGGGCUGGGUGGGGGGUGACAAGAGAAGGUGGGGUCCCUGGGAGGUGUUUCCUGUCAGGUGUGGCCUCACCUCUCCAUUCUUCUCCUCAGCUUCCCUUCCUGAGUCUCUGUCUGAGGCGGAAGGGGUGCUGAGAAGGGACCCAAGUAAAGAACAACAGUGUCCUCAGAUGUUGAGCCCAAGUUUGUGUGACAGCCAGGGGCAGCCAGGCCCUGAUGCCCUGUCUACAAGGGAACCAAGGCUUGCGCCCUCCUGCUGUGGGGUAGGGUCACCACCCAGAUUUUCUGUCAGUGUCUUUUGCUUGCCUUAGGGACGGUGAUCCUCCACAGGGCUGUCAGAUUUAGGCAAAAAGCUUCCACAGUGAUUCCUUAUAGCAUCUUUUAAAAUGCAGGCUCCAGGUCCACUCCCAGACCAUCAGCAUAGAUCUUCAAGGGACCGUCCUGGGAAUCAGCAUUUCUAAUAAGAUCUUUGGAAGAUUCUGGGAUGCACUAGGGUUGGGAACCAUAAGCCCCAAGCCUGGUGAGCAGGCUCUUAGCAGACUUGUGUUGAGCAGGCCCCGCUCCUGGCUAUACCUUGCCUUCUGUCAGCUUGGUUCUCGCUGUCUCUUCCACAGCUGUUUACAUCUGGGCCACCCGGGCUGCACACCCAGGCAUGUGUCCCAGUGGCCUCGCACCUCUCACAGCCUUCCUCCUUCUCUUCCUGCCCUGCACCACAAGGCUGGAUGACUCUGUUAACCCCUAUCUUUGCAGCCCUAAGGGACCAUCCACCAUUCAUUCAUUCAUUCAUUCAUUCACUCAUUCAUUCAUCACCAUAGACUCUGGUAGACUUGCUAUGUGCCAGAUGGCAGGCAUACCCUCCCAAGACUAUCUCUGUCCUCAUGAAGCUGAGUCUUAUGGAGGAAAGAGACCAGUUAGGAAGACGGAUUAUAAACUCAGAUGGAGCUACAACUGGUGAUUCAAAACAGGCCCUGAGGUUGGGAGGAGCCUGCUUUAUGUGCACCUGUUUUUAAAUGCUCCAAGGCAUUGGACUGGCCUAAAUAUAGCUCCAGUCAGCUCAGACAGAUGGCAUUUUUUGGGCAGUGCCUGCAUGUAUUAUACCCAGAGAAUACUUCUAUGGAAGACCCUCAGGGCCCCACAACGAAUCAGGCAAAAGAGGAUCCCCAGAGGCAAGGCUCUGGUAUGGUAGGAUCUUUGCCUAAAGUGCCCACCACACUUUGUCCCCAGGUUGCCUCUCUGUAAUGCUGCAACUCCACAAUGCAAACAAAGCUAAACAUCUUGGAUCCUAACUCCCAAACAGUGUAUGAAUUCCCUUCACAAAA
Molecule: messenger RNA, 2388 nt
Organism: Octodon degus (degu)
Lineage: Eukaryota; Metazoa; Chordata; Mammalia; Rodentia; Octodontidae
Gene: Emp2
Product: epithelial membrane protein 2
Exons: 5
Coding region: 306-815 (169 amino acids)
Cellular component (GO): plasma membrane
Source: RefSeq, a predicted model, not a curated record